This is a messenger RNA of Drosophila ananassae, 6154 nucleotides long. RefSeq names its product protein expanded (gene ex). The transcript has 6 exons. Gene Ontology annotation, cellular component: cytoplasmic side of apical plasma membrane; cytoskeleton. The coding region runs from base 1298 to 5653 and encodes 1451 amino acids. Lineage: Eukaryota; Metazoa; Arthropoda; Insecta; Diptera; Drosophilidae. Gene Ontology annotation, biological process: positive regulation of hippo signaling. The record is from RefSeq and is a predicted model, not a curated record.
ACAGAAGCUCGGAACGCUCAUUUUGUGGUAGAGUCGCGUUUGGGAUCCAACUCUGAUCCGAGCGGAUCCAUUCCGAUUCCGAUUCCGAUUUCGAACCGUUGCGCUGCUCCCAAGCUCCCGCUGUUGCUGCUGCAGAUACGGAUACAGAUACAGCUGCAGGGCGCACACACAUAGAUACUGUAGCUCAGAGUGGAGUUCGGUUUUCACAAACAACAAAAAAAACCAGCGCGUUUCGAUUUUGAAUUUGGAUUCAGAUUCAGAUUAAGAUUCAGAUUACAAUCUGUUGUUCAGAGUGUUUUUAAAAUUAAAAAAAUAAAAAAUAAAUAUAUAUAACGAGUGUUUGCAAAAAGAAUGUGGAGUGAUUUUUGUUGGUGUGUGUUUCGGUGUGUAGCCAGUGUAUGAAUGAUUUUCGUUAUUCGUUCUUCGUUCAUGGGGGAAAACGUGUCCCGAUACCGCGAAAAUAACUGCAACUGACUGCGAAUAGCCUUUUCCCAGCCAGAAAUCAAGUCCCAGUCGCCUAAAAUCCACUAAAAAAAAAAAUCAACUCAAAAAAACCAACUCCAAAAAAAAGUUAGCGCUGGUCAAAAAAAUACAACAAAAAAAAAAAAUAAAUACAAAAAAAAAAUCGAGCUACCCGCGGAUGGCAACAACAACUAGCUACAACAACUGAAGAAAACAACAACGGCAGCAACAACAACAACCCAGCAAACGGCAUUCUUUCGCGCAACAACAAACAACCGUAGGCCAACACACGGCGAGAGAGAGCUCAAGAGAGUGUAAGGCAGAGAGAUCGAACACACACACACACACUCUAUUGUUGGUGUGAGUGAAUUUUGAUUAAAACGUAGUGUGCUCUCCACCAUCCCCACCCCCCCACAUUCGGCUCUUCGGCAACAGCGCUGGAAUGCGGCCUGUUCGCUGCUGACUGCGCAGUCGCGGCGUGCGUCGUCAAGAGGUCAGACAACAACAACAACAACAAAACCAACCCAGCAGCAGAUACAACAUCAACAAAAAAUAAGAUACAAAAAAAAAAAUAAAGAAAAAAUUACAACCACAGCAAACGAAACGAAAUUUUACUGUUAGGCAUUUUUCGAUAGCCAAUCGAUAGAUUUAUUCAAAAAGUGUUUAAAAAAAUAUUAAAAAAAAAAAUAUUCAGUGAAAAUCAAUCGAAGAAAAGUCAAUUUUUGUGGAUUACGCGAACCAGCAGAUACAACACCAACAACAAUGCCGAUCACUGCAGCGGCUGCCUAAGCAACGCAUUUCGAACGCGCGCGCUGUAUACGGAAAAUGAUGCAGCAUGCGAGCAUUUUGUACCGUCAGCGCGCCAUUGGAAGUAUGCGCGUCCUCCGCCGAGCAACUGUCACCAGGCUCGCGAUUCCUGGCCCUGAGACUUCUGGGGCAGCAGCAGCCGAAAACAUUGUACUUCCUAGUCGAUGCCAAGAGUCGAGUUCGAGAGGUCUACACGCAGACAUGUCUACACUUUGCCACGCAAGGGAUGCUGGACACCGAACUCUUUGGUCUGGCUGUGCUCAUAGAUGGCGAGUACAUGUUCGCAGAUCCCGAGAGCAAGCUCUCCAAAUACGGCCCGAAGAGCUGGCGAUCCUCGCACACCCACGGCCUGGAUGCCAAUGGACGACCCCUCCUGGAGCUACACUUCCGUGUGCAGUUCUACAUCGAGAGUCCGUUCAUGCUGAAAGAUGAGACGUCCCGCCACAACUACUACCUGCAGCUGCGCCACAACAUCCUGCAGCGCGACCUGCCCAAGGAGCAGGCCGAGCAGGCCCUGGUCUUCCUAGCCGGCUUGGCCCUGCAAGCGGAUCUGGGCGAUGCCCCGCCCGGUGGCAAGGACGAUUCGGGCGAAGAGGCUUCAUCGUCGGGCGGCGGUGGAGGACUGAGUUCCACCACCACGCUGCCGAAGAUCAGUAAGCGUGCCAAUGAGAGGAUGCUGCGACUCUCCACCUAUGUGGCAUCCACAUCGAAGCGGGAUACGACGGCACCACCUCCUCCGACUUUGCCGCCGAACGGAGCCGACUACUUCAGGAUCGAGGACUAUCUGCCGGGUGGACUGCACACUCCGUGGGCGCGGAGUGCGAUGAGGGCGUGUCACCGGGAGCACCUCGGCAUGGCCACCUCAAUGGCGGAGCUGUUGUACAUCCAGCAGGCCUGCAGCCUCCACGAAACCAUAAACGCCCACACCUACAGGAUGAGGCUGGCCAAGAGCGAACCGGGUUCCGGCAGUGCUUGGUUCGUGGUCUAUGCGAAAGGUAUCAAGAUCCUGGGCGGGGACCCCAGCAGCUCUACUCCCACAUCCUCCGCCACCGAACCCACCACAUUCCUUUGGCCAAAUAUCACGAAGCUAUCGUUUGAACGGAAAAAGUUCGAGAUCCGGAGUGGAGAGAGCAGGAUCACCCUCUACGCAGCCUCUGACGAGAAGAACAAGCUCCUGCUGACCCUCUGCAAGGACACUCAUCAGUGGAGCAUGAAGCUGGCAGCCCGGCUCAAGGAGGUGUCCAAGCGGGAGGAGGAGGAGGCGGCUGAGUCGCAGAGACUCCAUGCCAGCUACGCCUGUUCCCGGAGUCUCCUGCUGCCAUACAAGUCGAAGAACGAGCAGCGCAUCUCCGUCAUCUCCAGUACCAGUUCCAAUACCACAUCUGGGAUAGUCAGUGAUCGGGUUCACUCGGAGGAUGAGCUGGAGAUCAUGAUCAAUACUCCACCUGCUCCACUGGCCGCCCCCUCGACGGAGAGCCUGGCGUUGGCCCAUCUCCUGGACAGGCCCAGUGUCAGUCGACAGACCUCGAGUGUGGGCCAGAUGUCGCUCAAGGAUCUGGAGGAGCAACUGGCGGCGUUGAGUGUGAGACCAGCGGAGGUAAAUAAUGCCAACAGCUCCCUGAGCAACUCGAUAAUAGUCCCGAGAAGCUCCAUCGGCGGAGGAGGAAGUGGCACUGCGUUGGGAGGAUCAGGAAAUGCCAACGACUCCUCAACAACCACCACAGACUCGCCCAGUUCGCAGCACAACAUUGGCUCCCAGUGCUCCUCCACCUGCAGCACUGUGGUGGUCACCUCGCCGGCCAAUACAGGUGCUGGUGGAUCCACCGCACCCGUGCCCGUGCACUCCACUUCCUCCAGCCUGGAGCUGGGCUUCAGUCACACCGCCCAGAACUCCGCGCUGAGCGAAACGAAUCCCGAGGACUUCAGGGAAGAAACUGAAAGUGUGUCGGGAGUAUCGGGAGUGUAUACCCUGGCCCAUGGAGCUCCGCCCACCGAAACCUCCGGGGUGUACACCAUGCACAGCAGCGAGCUAACCGGCCAGUCAUCGGAGAUGGCGGAAUCGGAGAAGAGUUCCCACUACGGAAUGUUCCAGCCCUCGAAACUGGAGGAUAGUCAUGUACAGCACCCGGAGAGUGGAGACGGAAGCAGAGAAAAGCAGAGAACCGAGUUCCGACUUCGUUCGGAUUCGAAUAUCAGCACGGGCAGCUCCUUUCGGGGCGAUGGCAGUGAUCCCACGGACAACAAGCACUCCCUGCUCUCCGCCGAUGAGCUGACCAAUCUGAUAGUGGGUCGCGGCACCUAUCCCAGCCGGAAGACGGUGUCGAGCAGCCUCCACUCGGACUGCGACUAUGUGACCCUGGAGACGGAGAAGGAGGAGCACCAGGAACUGCCACCAGCACCACCGCCACCGUACACGGCCCGUCACGAGAAGACAGGGUUGUGUGGUCCGCCGAUAGCCAAGCCGGUGGUGCCCAAGCCCAUUGCUGUGGUGCCUCCGAAGCCAGAGGUCAGUGCUCCUGUUCCGGCACUCCCAGUCCAACCCCCGCCGGCGGUUCCCGCUCUACGACGACGAGAUCCUCCACCGUAUCCCAGUUCCAGCAAACCAAGGCCCACCUCCCUGAUAUCCGUGAGCUCGUCGGCCAACCCGGCACCCAGUAUCGCCGGAUCAAUGAGUUCCCUGAAGUCCGAGGAGGUCACGGCCAGGUUUAUCACCACCCGACCACAGAUUAGUAUACUGAAGGCCCACACCAGCCUGAUUCCGGACGGAGCCAAGCCCAGCUAUGCGGCGCCACACCACUGCUCCUCGGCGGCCUCCUCCAGUGGCUCCGUGUGCAGUCACCAGUUGAGCCAACAGUCCCUGCACAACUCCAACUACGCUGGCGGCUCCCAGGCCUCGUUGCAUCACCACCCUCACCACCAUGUGCCGCCGGCCCAUCACAGGCAUUCCGGAUCCGCUGCCAUCGGCAUACCCAUAGUUCCUUACGGGCUGCACAAGAGUACGGCUUCGUUGCACCACCAGACCCAUCCGUCGUGUGUCCUGUUGCCGGUGAUCAAGCCCAGGCAGUUCCUGCCCCCACCACCACCAAGUUUGCCUCGCCAACCACCGCCUCCUCCGCCAUCGAAUCAUCCGCACUUGGCGGGGCACCUAUACGGCCGUGAACUGGCCCGGAAGCAGCUGGAGUUGUACCAGCAGCAGCUGUACAGUGAUGUGGACUAUGUCAUCUACCCCAUCCAGGAUCCGGCAGUCAGCCAACAGGAGUAUCUGGACGCCAAGCAGGGUUCCCUACUGGCAGCCAUGGCCCAGGCGGCACCACCGCCGCCCCAUCACCCGUAUCUGGCCAUGCAGGUGUCGCCGGCGAUAUACCGGAGCACGCCUUACCUCCCACUGGCCCUGUCCACGCAUUCACGCUACGCCUCCACCCAGAACCUAUCGGAUACGUAUGUCCAGUUGCCAGGACAUGCCGCUGGCUACUCUCCCUUAUAUUCGCCCUCGAUGGCCAGUCUCUGCUCCUCGUACGAGCCACCCCCACCGCCGCCCCUUCAUCCAGCGGCUCUGGCGGCGGCGGCAUCGGCGGCGGCAGCCUCCGGAACAGGACCUUCCGGCUCUUCGUCCUCCUCGAUGUUUGCACGAUCGCGAUCAGACGACAAUAUUCUGAAUUCGCUCGACUCGCUGCCCAAGGGGAGGCGUCUGCCGCCCCCACCACCACCCCCCUACGUCAACAGGCGACUCAAGAAGCCGCCCAUGCCGGCGCCCAGUGAAAAACCCCCACCAAUUCCCUCGAAGCCGAGUCCUGGCACCACCUGCCUUCUGCCGCCUCGGAAACCGCCCACUCUGAAUCCCCACAGCGCCAACUCGCCGCUGAUCAAGACCUCCAGUGGCGCCCAGUGGGCGGGAGAGCGUCCCAGGCCGGACAUGGGUCUCGGACUGAGCCGCGGAAGCAACAGCAUCCUGGCUCAGCUGCAGGCCUCCAUGGCCGCCGCCGGAUCACAGGCCCAGGCUCAUGCCCAGGCCCAGGCCCUGGAUAUCGCUCUCCUUCGGGAGAAGAGCAAGCACCUGGACCUGCCACUCAUCUCGGCGCUCUGCAACGAUCGCUCCCUGCUGAAACAGACGAUGGUGAACCCGAAGACAGGCCAGGAGAUGCCCAUGCCACUGGCCAGUUCCAGCUCGGCCUCCCAGCCCGGUCAUUCCACCACGAAUAGCAGCAAUAGUUCGCCUGGCAGUGGCACCCUCAGCAAGUCCCGCAAAGGAUCCACCACAGUGAGUCACCGGCAUCCGCAGGACAAGCUGCCGCCCCUGCCGGUCCAACAGCUGGCCGAGGCCAAUAACUAUGUAAUGGAACCGGCGGUUAUGAUGAAGCAGCAACAGCAGCACAAGACCGGUUAAAAAAUCGCAAAAAAAAAAAAGAAAAGGAAACAGGAAACGGAAGUGGAAAAUGUAAAAUGGACGACGGACACUCUUCUCUCUAGUUCGAUAGCUGUUCGAUGUGCCCCCUAAUUGUGUUUUGUGACUCAUUUUGUUUGGCGUUCUCGCAAAUAUUUGCAUAGAUCGGUUAAAGUUGUAAAGAAAAAUAAUGAUUUCGAUCACAGUGUUUUUUCGGAAAGUAAGCAAAUAAUUCGCUAGUUUUGGAAGGGGGGGACAGGACUCUUUGCAGGACAGCCAGAAAGGACAGGUUUACAAAUCAAGAAACAGCUUAGAAAAGAAAAAAAAUCACCUCAAGAGAACAACAGCAAACGCAUUAAAUUAAUCAGAACCCAGUCUAGUCACUUAAGGGAAUUGGUAACAGGUAAGACACACAGGUGACACAGGAGCCAACCUAGAGAGAACUGAUGAGAAGCAGAACGUUUGAAGGACGUUUUCAGGACGUUGCAGGACGAAGAACAAAAA